AACCCUAAGCACUCGAGACCCGAGACCCCAACACGAGGGCUCUUUGAGUGCAGCAGAAAGCAAAUCCUCCCCAAUCUUCUGCCGACUGAAGUGACGUCCACGGUGAACCUGCAUCAUGGUGAAUUUGCAGAGUGGCGCCAGUGCCUUCUCAAUCACUCUCGUUCACUCGGUCUGCCGGGGCUCAGAGCUCGAUCUCGUAACUCGCUGGGGGAGACAUUUUGUCCUGGGGCAGGCCUGAGGGGAAUUGACGUCGCUCCCUUCUGCUCGCGACCAGAAACCGGGGAGUGCUGCUCCAGCACGGCUCAUCCACUGAACUGUACUUGAGGAGUGGCCCUCAAGGUCGAUUACCUUCGUGCCCAAUCCGGGCAAGAGCUCAAGAGUGCCCCGCAGGGUAAGCAGCCUUCAUGACGGUGCCUCUGCCGAACGGGACGCCCGAAGCCCUGCCGACGGACGAGCAGACGAGGGAAUUUCUGGAGGCUGCGAGGUAUGGCGACCUGGAGGAUCUGCAAGCAAUUGUAGCGCGAGGGAUCAUCGUCGACUCGUCGGACGAGCAGGGGCGCACGGCGCUGCACAUGGCGAGCGCCAACGGGCACUUGCCGGUCGUGCAGUUCUUGAUCGCCCAGGGCGCGGACGUGAAUUCAAAAAACGCCGAGGACAACACGCCGCUGCACUACGCCGCCGUCAACUGUCACGUCGCCGUCGUCGAGCAGCUCAUCGCCCAGGGCUCCGAUGCGUCUGCCGUGAACAAACACGACCGCACGCCGCUGGACGAAGCCCUGGGAAGAAAUAGCGACGCCGUCGUCCAAGCCAUCAACACCGCCGUUGCGACACACGCUCUGGGAUCCAACUCCCUCAGCACUGUCGACAUGAUUGACGAAGAGUGACGAGCUUUGUGGCUCUCUUCUUCUUCUUGGGGCGGACUCGACGAAUUCGUUUGGAAGCUCACAGAGAUUCGAGCAGUGCACGUUGUACGAGAGUCAGUGCAUUUGUAGAUAAGGGUGAAACCUUGAUAAGUUUCUCCAUGGUCAAAGUGAAUGUCGUGUCCCGUCUACUCCGGAUUGAUUUUCUCAAUGACAUUGAUUUCGGCAUAGAGCGUGGCAUUGGCAUG
Marchantia polymorpha subsp. ruderalis is the source of this 1108-nucleotide messenger RNA. NCBI's taxonomy places the organism in Eukaryota, Viridiplantae, Streptophyta, Marchantiopsida, Marchantiales, Marchantiaceae. The record is from the annotation of a GenBank genome assembly.